Messenger RNA from Adineta ricciae, 1395 nucleotides. The record is from the annotation of a GenBank genome assembly. NCBI's taxonomy places the organism in Eukaryota, Metazoa, Rotifera, Eurotatoria, Adinetida, Adinetidae.
AUGGGAAAUAGCAAACCCAAAAAAGCUGAAUUCCAGAAGUUUAUUUCUGAAUGGGUUUAUGAGCUGAAGCAACUGGAACUCGGUUUUUAUAUCUGUCCACCAAAUUACAAUGAGACUUUCGUAAAAGUGCAUGCGUUUCUUAUGGCAGCAGCACUCGACAAAAAAUCCGUGCCAAAAGGAAAAGGCAGCACCCGAUUAUUUAUAAGGGAUAAAGAAAACAAUAUCAAAGAUCGAAAUAUAUUGAAUCUAUCACGCAGAAAACUACCAUUAAAAACGAACGCUGUAGAUCUUGCUUGUGGCCAACGCGGCUCAUAUAUUUUGCGCGAAUUGACAUAUUUUGAUCUUGGUCAAUCAUUGACUUCUGACUCUCUUCACAAUGUGUAUUCGGGAACGUUUAAACGUUUAUUAGAAAUAUGGUUUACAACUGCUAGCAAAUCAUAUUCAAUAAAGAAGAGUUUAAAUUUAAUUGAAGCCAAACUCGACUCAAUGCGAUAUCCCACCACCACUUAUCAUCUACCUUCUCAACUACGACAUUUUCAAACUUUCAAAGAAAAGGAAUUUCGUCUGGUGUUGUUAUUCAGCUAUCAGUAUUUUCAACCGUUUCUUCCUGCUCGUUGUUAUCAACACUUGAAACUUCUAGCAUUUGCUAUGGCUUUAUCAGAAUCGUCCGUGAUUUUUGAUGACACAAUCGACACUAUCAGAGAUUUACUAGAUGAAUUCGAUCGCUCUUUUUCAUCCUUAUAUCUAGCGAGUAUUCAUAUACGUUCAAUUACCCAAUCGAUCAAUGGACCCAAUCUGAUUAUCUCAGAACUAAUCAAUAAUCUAAACAUUGUCCAAAGUGCAACUAACGAAUUAAAUAACAUUAACUUGAACCGAUCGUUAAAGUUAUAUGUAUUUCGUAUUUUUUCCACCAAACGUCAAGCAUUACCAAGUGAAAAAUCCUUAGAUGAAAACUUUUCUAUACGUUUUGCCCGAAAACUUGAUUUGCAGAACAGCUCGAUCACGUUCAAAAAUGUUACUAUCUAUCAAACUUUCUGUAAAAACCACAUUCAAUUUUCAACAUAUGAUCUUCUUUCAACUACGAAAAAUUCUGACUCUUGUCUAUUGUUCAAACACCAACAACAGCAGUUUAGUUGUGGUUCCUUUUUUGCAAUUAUUCGCGAAUCAGUCGAUGAUUAUCGACUAAUUAUUCACACGGUGGACAUUACCAAUCAUGACAGUCUGAAAUUGAAAAACAAACAGAUAAUGAAUCCAUUCAUAUUCUGGGGGAAAUUGACAAAUCCACACCGUUUGGUCACUAUUCAUGCACAAGAUAUCAUCACUAAAUUAGCAUAUAACAAAAUCGGUGACGUUUUUCAGUUCUUUCGUUAUCCUAACAUUGUCGAAAGCACAUGA